Messenger RNA from Chaetomium strumarium, 1430 nucleotides. RefSeq lists its product as uncharacterized. The transcript has 2 exons. The coding region runs from base 213 to 1130 and encodes 305 amino acids. The record is from RefSeq and is a predicted model, not a curated record. Lineage: Eukaryota; Fungi; Ascomycota; Sordariomycetes; Sordariales; Chaetomiaceae.
CCCUGAGAUAACACAUCGGUAUCUAUACACGUGUAGUAGCUGAGUUGCCAACUGCCCGGGAUAAGAGAGGGAAGGAAGGCCUGAGGCCAAUAGGUAUGCGUAUUCGAGGCUGAUGCGGGGGAUUUUUGGGACUUCCGAACCAACGUCUUUACCACCCAACGACUUGAUUGUUUGGUUGGCCUGCUCAAGCUCUCUUCUUAAGGGUAUGCGAGAUGACAGCCCCACUCCUUCGAUUCGGCCGUCUUCAAUCCCACUUUCAAUUCGAGCCUACCUGCAUCCAACUCUACGGUAAUUGCAGAAAUCAGUAUACACAGCGUAUUGCUGGGAAACCGAGCGCGGUUUCCUCUUCAAUCCAGGCAGAACCCGCAAGAUACUCAAAUCACCCCGUCGAUACUCAUUCAAUGGACAUCCCCAACCUUGUCGACCCCACCUCGACUGAGGCCGCCGCUACCGCCAACACCUCUAAUCUUGACAGUCCUGUCCGCAUCUUGGUGCAGACUCAAACCCACCUCAUUCCCGGCGACAAGUCUACUAAGUUUGGCGAGAGAUACGACGCAAUGGUGAACUUGAUCUGCCAGCACGUCUGGCAGCGCGGGUACGACAAAUUUCGAGAGCGCGAUUGGAACCGCGACUGCCACUUCGCCGUGGACAAUGUCGAGUGCUGGUUCCUUAUAGACCACCAUGGCCCGGACCCGACUCCGCCGUCAGACCCGCCAGUUAUAUGGUAUCGAUGGACCGGAACAGAAUUUAGUACGGUGAUACGCGACCCACUCCCCAGCAGGGUGCGCCGCGAGCUCCGUCGUUAUCCAUUCGAACGGGUUGCCCACCACAUCCUUACUCAGGUUCACCAUAAGCCGAAGCCGCCAAGGGUUUAUCAGUCCCGUGCCGAGGAAAUACGUGUAAAACGAAGCAUGCUCCGCAGUACGUUGCUUAGUGGAUCUGGCUUGACCGAGGAGCUUCUACAAUUUGUACAGGAUUGUCCUGAAGCGGCGGAAUGGGUGAAGGCAAGGGUUCCACCCGAGUCUUGGGCGAGACUCGAGGAUCCUUCCGAGUUUGUGCUUCCACUCGAGCCGAGAGAGGGCAAUACCUGGACUGGGUCCUCAGACUUGGCUGAGCGCUCAGAGACUUAGAGGGGGCUGCAGCACACACGCAAUCAACCAAAUGCAGACUGCCGAAGAAGAUUGAUAUUUAAAUGAGCUAGGAACACCGUCUCAAUAUCUCUGGACCAGCCAAAAGACGUUUCUCUAUUGGGAGGUACCAGACCAUUUAGACCUCUAGGCCAGCCCAAGGACCAAUUCCUCCACAGCACUAAUAGCGGAAAAUUUUCGAGCCCUCAGUCUGCCCCUGCUAGGGGACCACAUGGGACCAGCCCAUGACAGUAACAACGCAGAGAUAGACACUCCCCUGUCCCGACAUCCAACAUCAAUAAU